This is a messenger RNA of Chiloscyllium plagiosum (whitespotted bambooshark), 2982 nucleotides long. Lineage: Eukaryota; Metazoa; Chordata; Chondrichthyes; Orectolobiformes; Hemiscylliidae. The record is from RefSeq and is a predicted model, not a curated record.
AUGACCUCUUACUGGCCCGUCUCCCCCCGCAUUUUAGACAAGGAGAUCAGCUCAGAAUUAGAUGUUCACCCAAAAGUUUUCUCUGUUAAUUUAUAUAAAUUCUUUGAUUUCAGAUUUGGAAGAUUCACAGUGGCUGCUCUUCAGUCAAAGGUCGAACAGUAUGAACGUGAGAUGAAUCGUCUAAAAAGGGCGUUGGAGCGGAGUGACAAGUACAUCGAAGAUAUGGAGCUCCAGAUUGCGCAACUGAAGGGAAAGAGGGAAGAGAAGGAGAACGAGGUUGGAAAAUUCAGUCCAGAAUUGCCAUCUACUUCUCUGUUCGGUGGGGAAAAUAGAAGCAGUAGACCACUAUGGAAGUGUUCUGAUGAUACCAAGGAGAACAGGAUUGUAGCCAUGAGAAGAAGCCUCACAAAUAUCGAGCAGCCGUUAGUCAACCAGUUAGAUGGUGUCCUGUCAACUGCUUCUAACUUGGCUUAUCAGCAAAAUUUACGUGGCAGAAUGACCGAUUUGGCUCCAGUAAACAGGGUCCCGGCUGAUAAUGGACUUCUAACGACUGCUCCUGUUGAGGAUGAUGCUUCGUGUGUGUCCCAGAGGAAUAAUAAGAAGGAAGAAAGACACACUGCAGCUGCAGAUGAGAGUGAGAUACAAUUUGAACUUCCUAGUCCUUGCACUCCAUCCACAUCACUUGGUGCUCUACACCUUCAGAGUACAGAUGAUGAAGUAAGUCCCUUGAUGAAAAGGAGACAGGGAAGAAAGAGGUUGACUCACUUAAGAAAGCUUUGUUUUGACGAUGCUGGUUUGAGAAAUGUGUGCUCUGAAGAGCAAAAAGUAUUGAAUCCAAAGGUUGAUUGCAAUAUUGUGCCGAGUGCAGGAUGUGCCUCCAGCAGCCUGACAUUUUGGGAUAUGUGUCAAUCUCAUUCGACUGAAAGUAUCGAUAAAAGCACAGAAAAGAAAAGCUUGCAGACUUCUCAUGGUGAAGUAACCUUGGCCAAAGCAGAGACCAAAAUGCCAAAUUUAAUCAGUAGCCCAAGUGCGAGUGGAACUUGUUUCCCUCAAUGCGGCAACGUACGCUCAAGAACAUCCAGUGAGACCUCCAUGGAUGCAGCUUACCGAGAAAAGAUAUCUGAGCUGGACUUCAUGUUGGAUGAGUCGGAGCAUGUCCGAAAUGUUCCGUCCUCUCUGCUGUCUGAAGACUUCUCUGACCUUGACCUCUCUUUAACAGCGGACUUGGCACAGUGCACUGAACUUUUGAAUGAAGCUGAGAAAAGAUUAGAGCAGAAAAUGCAACAAAAACAGCCGCAGUCUCCUCCCUUGGAUACCAGGGACAUGAUUGCAAAUACUGAAGGGCAAAAUCUGGUUCCGUUGCCCGUAGAGCUUCCUGUUGCUUUAAACACUGCAGAAGAACCGUUGUCUUCAGUAGAGCAAACCUCUUUUCAGAGUAGUUUUAGUUCCCCUUUUCUUUCCGUAUCAUCUGACCUGUCCAAUUUGCAACAAAAGAAACCAUCUUUGUGGAACAGCUGUUUAACACCUGAAAGUGAAAAAUUGUUGGAUGCAACCAAUAGGUGCCAAGCAAGUAAAAGAAAACCACAGUGUUAUGGCGAAGAGUUAUCCAGUCCAUCUAAAUCACUGAAAAAAACCUUCUAAAUCGCAACUCUGUUUACAUUUUGAAACUAUCUGAUCAUUGUCAUAAUUUCUAACCUUUCUUAAGUAUCAUUUAGCACAGUUAAAAUGCACAGUGUAAGCAACAUUAAUGGGUAUAGAUUUUUGGUUGCUGCAUUCAACAGCCCAUGAUUUGCUACUUGUUUAAUGGGCAGAAAAGUAAAUGUUUCUGGGGAUUGCCUUGUUUGUCAACCACACAUUGCUAUGACUUGACUUUGUUUCUGAUGUCAUAUUUGUCUCACAAUAAAGUUACCUUGUUUUCAACUUUUAGGAGCCUACUAUGCAAGCAGAUCAGUCCCUCUUCCAUAGGUUUAAAAGUGGAUUACAAAUUACUUUAAUAUAUGAUGGAUCUGGAAGGUUGUUGCAGUAAAUGCAAUUAAAAAGAACAAAUGUGGUUGCAACAGCUUGGGUGAUGUACCUCAAAAAUAGUUGAGGAAAUAUAGAGGGAUAUCUAAAUGAUUUAAGAUGGCAUAAUUGUCCUUUAGCUCACUGUAGCUGGAAUGUAAAAUGAUGAGCAAAUGCUAAAGAUUGGCUGGGUAGAGGAGUGGAGAAUGAGCAUAUUAAUAAAAUUUUUGUGUUCAUUUAUUUUGUAUUUUGGAUUUAGAAAGCUACCCACAGUAUCACUUCAAGUUGGCAACUAAAAAUUACCAUUUUGUUUUAAAUUUGGUAAAGUUCCAAACAAAAUCUCCAUUGUGUGGGUCAAUCAGCUCUUUCAGAUGUAGCACCCAGUGGAGUUUUUGAUUUGAGAUGUGGAGCUUGACAGUGCUUAAUCUGCACCUCACACCUACCAGUGUGCUUCACAGAAUGUAAUUCUUAAAAGCAGUCAACAAUUGCAACACUAGGCUAAAUGAAGAGCAGCCUAUUGUUUCAAUUAUGCUGCAAGCAUCCUUCGUGUAUAGUUUUCAUUGAUAACAUGCAAAAUCUGUUGAAUCAUAUCAACUUUUCAGAGCAAAGAGAUUGAGGUUACUUCAUCCUUCAGUCAGUUGCUUGUGAAGUGCUAUUGAUGACGGUUAAAUGCAUCUGUGACCCAUCUGCUGAUGAUAGCUACAUGACUGCACAAAGCAAAGGAAGAGAAAUGGUUCUGCAAUGUAAGGAGACUUUUUUCAAUAAAAUAGAUUCUUUACAGCAGAGAAAUGAAUAAAAAAGUGAUCUCUUGCUAAAUUCUGUUUUCCCCCAGUGAAAUACGAAUGAAUGUGUUGCGAUACAGUCUGGGUUUUAUUUUUUGGUUUAUCUUUUAAACCAUCACAUGAAAAUACUUGAGAAGGGGGAAAAAGUUGUUUAAUUGCUGUUUGUCUUGUGCAUACAAAUAAAUGUUCAUUGACUUGA